AUGACCGACGAAGAGGAAACGGAGGAGAUUAGCAAGGAGAUCGAGGCUACGGGCACGGAAGAGGUAGGAACGGCCCUUUUAAAUUAUCAAAGGGAUUCGGAAACGGACCUUCAAGGGACUUCGGAUUCGGAAAUGAGCCUUUUAAAGACUUUAGAAAAAGACGGACCAUCGGCAAUUAUAUCGAUAACCUUUUAUCGAUCAGACCAUUGGUUAAGCAAAGCACGCUUGCAUUUGAUCAAGAAAGAGAAUUUAAGGACUUCGCUUAGCGAGUGCUUUGAGAAGCUCGUUAAAGAGCUUAAAAGGAUUCAAAGCUCUUUACGACCAGGUUUAAAAGAUAAUCGAAGUCUUGCUAACAAGCUGUAUUCAGCUUAUAAAAACGUGCUAAAGACUACGAUUGCACGAAUGAACCUUGCUUUUACUUUUAUUGCCGCAAUUGCUGAUAUUCGCAAGGCUAUUGCGUUUGCAACUAAGACCUCUCGACCUCUUGCUAAAGCGAAAGCUGACUUCGAUUUGGACGAAGAAUACGAAUGCUUUAUUCAAGACCGCUAA
This is a messenger RNA of Drepanopeziza brunnea f. sp. 'multigermtubi' MB_m1, 549 nucleotides long. The record is from RefSeq and is a predicted model, not a curated record. Lineage: Eukaryota; Fungi; Ascomycota; Leotiomycetes; Helotiales; Drepanopezizaceae.